Molecule: messenger RNA, 837 nt
Organism: Mesocestoides corti
Lineage: Eukaryota; Metazoa; Platyhelminthes; Cestoda; Cyclophyllidea; Mesocestoididae
Source: the annotation of a GenBank genome assembly
AUGGAAGAUUCUUUACAUAAGGGGCAAAUGGGCCGAAUAGGCGUACUUGGCGGAUCUAAAGAAUACACAGGCGCGCCAUAUUUUGCUGGCAUUACAGCACUUUAUUGUGGGGCUGAUUUGGUUCAUGUGCUGUGCGCAGACGCCGCCGCCCAAGCCAUCAAAUGCUAUAGCCCUGAGCUCAUUGUUCACCCGACAUUGGAUAAUAACCUUGAGGAGUCAUUAAAGUGGCUUUCUAAGCUGCACGCCGUUGUGAUCGGUCCUGGCCUUGGUAUGGUAGAAAAUAUCCCAAUUACGGAAAAGUUAAUGGAAGAAUGUAUCCGAUCAAAAAAACCCAUGAUUAUUGAUGCAGAUGGACUCUAUAUUGUUGCUAAAAAUGCAAGUCUUGUUUCUGGCUCUCGGCAGGUUAUUCUGACCCCAAAUGUGAAUGAGUUUUCUCGUCUGUAUAAGACUAUUUUAGGCACAGAACCCUCAAAUGAUCCAAAAGAGACGUCUACGUUGGCCUCUGCUCUGGGUAACCUUACAAUCAUUCGAAAAGGACCGAUGGAUGUCAUCUCCAAUGGCGAACACCUGGUCAUCUGUGAAUCAGAGGGUUCUCCUAGGCGAUGCGGAGGACAAGGAGACCUAUUAUCCGGGGCAGCUGCUAUCUUCUCUCAUUGGUUCUCUAGGAAAUCCUUCACUUGUUCUUAUUCUGCCACAAUGGCUGCUAGUUUAGCUGCCUGCUUGCUGACCCGUCGAUGUGCAAACCUCGCGUUCUCCAAGCACCGCCGAAGCACUGUGACAAUGAAAUUGAUUGAAGAAAUUCAGCCAGCUUUUGAACAGCUGUUUAUGCACAAAUGA